CUGAACUCUUUCCAGAGUCCUUCAGACAGGGCUUGUAUGCAAAUAGCAGCUGUCCAAAGCCUAGGAAACUUGGACUCUCAGGAACCAGGCUGAGGGUCGGGAGUUGACACAAUACGGUCCCUGAGAUCGGCCCCUCACUAUGGGGAAAGACAGAUUUCCUCAUUUAUGUUUCUUGCUACUCCUCGUCCUGUUUUCUGCCAAUGACUCAGACUCUGCAGAACCGCAGUACAUGGUGCUGGUCCCCUCCCUGCUCUACACCGAGAGCCCUGAGAAGGGCUGCCUCCUUCUGAGCCACCUGAACGAGACAGUGACAGUCAUUGUUACUUUGGAGUCUCUCCAGGGGAACAGGAGCCUCUUCACCGAACUGGUGGAGGGGAAGAACUUAUUCCACUGCAUCUCCUUCACCCUCCCAAGGAUCUCGCUCUCUUCAGAGGUGGCAUUCCUCACUGUCCAGAUAAAGGGGCCUACACAAGAUUUCAGGAAGAGGAACACAGUGCUAGUAAAGAAUACACAAAGUCUGGUCUUCAUCCAGACAGACAAACCCAUCUAUAAACCAGGACAGACAGUAAAAUUCCGUGUUGUUUCCAUGGAUGAAAAUUUUCAUCCCCGAAAUGAACUGAUUCCACUGAUAUACCUUGAGAACCCCAGAAGAAAUCGAAUUGCCCAGUGGCAGAGUAUGAAGUUAGAGGGUGGCCUCAAGGAAUUGUCCUUCCCCCUCUCAUCAGAGCCCAUCCAAGGCUCCUACAAGGUGGUGGUAAAUACAGAAUCAGGUGGAAACACAGAGCACUCCUUCACAGUGGAAGAAUUUGUGCUUCCCAAGUUUGAGGUCAAAGUUCAGGUGCCAAAGAUAAUCAGUAUCAUGGAUGAAAACGUGAACAUAACAGUAUGUGGAAUAUAUACCUAUGGGAAGCCAGUCCCCGGACAUGCAACCGUGAACAUGUGCAGAAAACUACUUCACGCUACCAAUUGCUACAAGCAAAUUUUCUGUGAGAAAUUCAGCCAAGAGCUCAACAGCGAUGGUUGCGUCACCCAACAAGUGAAGACGAACUUGCUCCAGAUUAAACAUGCAGGCUAUGAAAUGGAAAUUAGCGUGAGGGCCAAGAUCAGAGAAGAAGGAACAGACCUGACAGUUUAUGGAAAUGGAACCAUUGAAGUUACAAAAAUUUUAACCAAACUCACGUUCGUGAACGUGGAUUCACAUUUUAGACGAGGACUUCCCUUUUUUGGACAGGUGCUCCUGGUGGAUGGGAAAGGUGUGCCUAUCCCCAAAAAACGCAUCUUCAUUGCUGCAAAUGAAGCCAAUUAUAUUUUCAAUGCAACUACCAACCAGCAGGGUCUCAUACAGUUUUCAAUCAACACUACCAAUGUCCUGACAAACAAACUUUUUAUCAGGGCCUACCUUGAGCUGCCCAGGUUGUGCUAUAACUACGUGUGGGUACAAGAAGAACACCAGGACGCUCAGCACACUGCACAUCACGUGUUCUCCUUCAGUGGGAGCUACAUUUACCUGGAACCUGUGGCUGGUACCCUGCCCUGCGGCCAGACACAGACUAUCAAGGCACACUAUAUACUGAAUGGAGAGGCCUUAAAGGAGCUAAGAGAGCUCAUUGUCUAUUACUUGAUCAUGGCCAAGGGAGGCAUCAUCAGAUCAGGAACCCAAGUGCUGCCUGUAGAGUCAGGAGACAUGAAAGGCAGCUUCUCCUUGUCCUUCCCUGUGGAAGCAGAUGUUGCUCCCAUUGCCCGAGUGUUCCUCUUCACCAUGUUACCAGAUGGAGAAAUGAUAGGAGAUUCUGAGAAAUAUGAGAUUGAAAACUGUCUAGCCAACAAGGUGGAUUUGAACUUCAGCCCGGCACAAAGUGGCCCAGCCUCACAUGUCCACCUGAGAGUUGCAGCUUCUCCUAAAUCUCUCUGUGCCCUCCGCGCUGUGGACCAAAGUGUGCUGCUCAUGAGACCAGAGGCCGAGCUCUCUGCAUCCUCGGUAUAUAAUCUGCUGACUGUGAAGGAUCUCACUGAUUUUCCCAACAGUUCGGUGGAGCAGGAGGAAGAACAAGCAACAUGUAGCCAGCCUUACAUUGUUCAUGGCGGAGCAGUCUAUGUUCCCUUACCAAGUUCUGAUGAAGAAGAUAUUUAUAGCUUCCUCAAGGGCAUGGGAUUGAAGGUGUUCACAAACUCAAAAAUUCGAAAACUGUUAUGUUCAAACAUCCUUACGGCCACAGAAGCAGCAAGGCAUAGAUAUUAUGCAGGAGCAGCUCUGUAUGUACCUCAACAUGAUAUGACAAUUUCUAACAACGUACAAAGUCUGGAGCCAGUCCCUAAAACUGUGCGGGCCUACUUCCCUGAGACCUGGAUCUGGGAGCUGGUGGUGGUGGACUCCACAGGUGUGGCUGAGGUAGGAGUAACAGUCCCUGACACCAUCACCGAGUGGAAGGCAGGGGCCUUCUGCCUGUCCGAAGACACUGGACUUGGGCUCUCUCCCGUUGCCUCUCUCCGAGCCUUCCAGCCCUUCUUUGUGGAGCUCACCAUGCCCUACUCUGUGAUCCGCGGGGAGGCCUUCACACUCAAGGCCACUGUGUUAAACUAUCUUCCCAAAUGCAUCCGGGUCCAUGUGGAGCUGAAAGACUCUCCAGCCUUCCAAGCUUCCCAAAACCAAAAGGGAGAGGAAUCCUACUGCAUCUGUGGAAAUGAGCGGCAAACCGUGUCUUGGACAGUGACUCCUAAAACUCUGGGAAAUGUGAACCUCUCAGUAAGCACAGAAGCAAUUCAGUCUCUAGAACUAUGUGAUAAUGAGGUUGCUGAGGUCUCUGAGAUUGGAAGGAAAGACACAGUCAUCAAAACCCUGUUGGUUGAGCCUGAAGGUAUUGAGCAAGAGAAGACUUUCAACUCCAUGGCCUGUGCUUCAGGUACUAAAGUGUCUGAGCAGCUAUCCCUGAGACUCCCACCAAAUGUGGUCAAAGAAUCUGCCAGAGCCUCCUUCUCAGUUUGGGGUGAUAUACUAAGUUCUGCUAUGCAAAAUAUACACAAUCUCCUUCAGAUGCCCUAUGGCUGUGGAGAACAGAACAUGGUGCUGUUUGCUCCUAACAUCUACGUCCUGAACUAUCUGAAUGAGACCCAACAGCUGACUGAAGAGGUCAAGUCCAAGGCCAUUGGCUAUCUCAUCAGUGGUUACCAGAGACAGCUGAACUACAAACACCAAGAUGGCUCCUAUAGCACCUUUGGGGAACAACAUAGCAGGAACCCAGGCAACACCUGGCUCACGGCCUUUGUGCUGAAGACUUUUGCCCAGGCUCGACCCUACGUCUUCAUUGACGAACAGCACAUUACCCAGGCCCUCACCUGGCUCUCCCAGAAGCAGAAGGAUAAUGGCUGUUUCAGGAGCUCUGGGUCACUGCUCAACAAUGCCAUAAAGGGAGGAGUAGAAGAUGAAGUGACUCUGUCUGCCUAUGUUACGAUUGCACUUCUGGAGAUUCCUCUUCCAGUCACUCACCCUGUUGUUCGCAAUGCCAUCUUCUGCCUGGACUCAGCAUGGAAUGCGGCAAAGGAGGGGGUACAGGGGAGCCAUAUCUACACCAAGGCAUUGCUGGCCUAUGCUUUUGCCUUAGUUGGAAACCAAAACAGGAGCAUAGAAAUACUGAACUCACUCAAUAAGGAAGCUGUGAAAGAAGAUAACUCAAUUCAUUGGGAGCGACCUCAGAAACCCAGGGCACCAGAAGAGCAUUUGUACCAAGUCCAGGCUCCCUCUGCUGAGGUGGAGAUUACAGCCUACGUGCUCCUUGCUUACCUCACAGCCCAGCCUACCCCAACUUCUGAGGACCUAACAUCUGCAAUGCACAUUGUAAACUGGAUCACAAAGCAACAGAAUUCCCAGGGUGGCUUCUCUUCCACUCAGGACACAGUGGUGGCUCUCCAUGCUCUCUCCAGAUAUGGAGCAGCCACUUUCACCAGAACUGAGAAAGCUGCACAGGUGACCAUUCAGGAUUCACAGUCCUUUUCUACAAAUUUCCAAGUAGACAACAACAACCUCCUGUUACUGCAGCAGAUCUCAUUGCCAGAGCUACCUGGGGAAUAUUCCAUCACAGUAACUGGGGAAAGAUGUGUAUAUCUUCAGACAUCCAUGAAAUACAAUAUUCUUCCAAAGAGGGAGGAUUCCUCAUUUGCUUUGAGGGUACAAACUCUGCCCCAAACUUGUGAUGGACCUACAGCCCACACCAGCUUCCAGAUCUCAAUGAAUGUCAGUUAUACCGGGAGUCGUCCAGUUUCCAACAUGGUGAUUAUUGAUGUAAAGAUGGUGUCUGGUUUUAUUCCCCUGAAACCAACAGUGAAAAUGCUUGAAAGAUACAGCAAUGCGAAAAGGACCGAGGUGAACAACAACCAUGUCCUCAUUUAUGUGGAACAGAUGACAAAUCAGACACGAAGUUUCUCCUUCACGGCUCUACAAGACAUCCCAGUAAGAGACCUGAAGGCAGCAACUGUUAAAGUCUAUGAUUACUAUGAAACAGAUGAGGUUGCUAUUGCUGAGUAUAUCGCCCCCUGCAGCACAGAUACCAAGCAUGAAAAUUUUUGAGGACCACAUUUAGGCUACAUACUUUGCUGAGUCCCCGUCCUAUGCCUUUGUUUAAGAGGAAUAAAGUUGUCUCUAUAAAACAUACACCAAAAACGUUUGUUAAAUAAAUACAUAUUUCUGGUUAAACUA
Tupaia belangeri chinensis (Chinese tree shrew) is the source of this 4690-nucleotide messenger RNA. Its product is annotated as pregnancy zone protein. Lineage: Eukaryota; Metazoa; Chordata; Mammalia; Scandentia; Tupaiidae. Gene Ontology annotation, molecular function: endopeptidase inhibitor activity; protease binding. Gene Ontology annotation, cellular component: extracellular region. The coding region runs from base 140 to 4561 and encodes 1473 amino acids. The transcript has 36 exons. The record is from RefSeq and is a predicted model, not a curated record.